Molecule: messenger RNA, 2046 nt
Organism: Aspergillus vadensis CBS 113365
Lineage: Eukaryota; Fungi; Ascomycota; Eurotiomycetes; Eurotiales; Aspergillaceae
Product: thermophilic desulfurizing enzyme family protein
Exons: 7
Coding region: 1-2046 (681 amino acids)
Cellular component (GO): plasma membrane
Molecular function (GO): acetate transmembrane transporter activity; oxidoreductase activity, acting on the CH-CH group of donors; flavin adenine dinucleotide binding
Source: RefSeq, a predicted model, not a curated record
AUGUCUACCAGCUUGCCAACAGAAACUAAGAAUGCCACCGAUGCAUUCGACAUUGAGCGACAAGCGUCUGUAUCUGCAGCUGCAGCUGCAGUGCCAGUGGCACCAAAGUCUCUCGGCGCAGGCUCUGCACUAGCUCUUGGCGCAUUCGGCACGACACUGACUACCCUAUCCCUCAGCCUGAUGGAAUGGCGCGGCGUGACCAUCACCAACGUCUACGUGGGUAACUUCUUCUUCAUCGCAGCAUUUGGACUCGUCAUCACUGCACAAUGGGAGCUCUCGGUGGGAAAUGGUUUCGCGUACACAGUAUUCAGCGCAUUCGGUCUUUUCUACGCUGGUUACGGCGCGAUCCUCACUCCAGCCUUUGGCGUCGCACAAGCCUACGGUUCCGACACAACGCAGUACAAUAAUGCGCUGGGGUUCUUCAUGAUAUUAUGGACGGUAUUCGUAUUCACAUUCCUUAUAGCAUCACUACCGAUCAACCUGGCGAACAUUGCGGUAUUCUUCUUUGUGGAUCUGGGGUUCUUGACUGUGGCGGCGAGUUACUUUGCGGAUGCGGAUGGACACGCUGACUCGGCGAGAGCAUUGCGCAAGACCGGAGGGGCAAGUUGCUUUGUGGCGGGGAUGCGGGAUAACGACAUCUCCCUUCCACUCAAACUAUCCAACAACCCUCACCUUGUCGAUCCACGAUGCGAUGUGCUCAAGCCCGCAGAUGGCCCCCUCUCAACCCUCACUCUUCACCUUGCUAUCCUCACAACCACCACCAUGACCCAAUCCGACGUCCCAGCCACUGACCCAGCUGUCUACGAGGCCUACAAAACCCAAUGGGCUUCAUUACCCGACACCGCCGACGCCUGGCUAGCCCGGGCGCGUGAAGUAGCCACCGUACUAAGCAAAGACGCCGCGCAGCGCGAGCAAGAGAACAAGUCCCCACGGGCGGAAGUAGCCCUACUCAAACACUCCGGACUGCUGAAGCUGCUGGGUCCCAAGAAAUAUGGCGGAGGCGAACAGCCCUGGAGCGUGGGAUACAAGGCCAUUCGCGAGGUGGCCAAAGGAGAUGGAUCAAUCGGCAUGCUCCUCGGCUACCACCUCCUCUGGUCCACAACCGCCAACAUCGUCGGCACCCCCUCUCAAGCCGACCGCAUCCACCAAUGGAUCAUCACAAACAACUACUUCGUCGGCGGGGCCGUCAAUCCCCGCGACAGCGAUCUAACCAUCACCUCCGACGGAGAGGACAUCAUCUUCAACGGGGCCAAGUUCUUCAACACAGGUGGUGUGGUCUCCGACCUCACCGUCCUCGAGGGCGUCCUGGACGGCACAGGCGAGCACAUCUUCGCGCUGGUCGAGACCCGACAGGCGGGGAUCAAAUUUGCGCAUAACUGGAACAACAUCGGACUACGCUUGACCGAGUCCGGAGGAGUCAAGAUAGAGAAUGUGCGUGCGCCGUGGACAGACGCACUGGGAUGGGAUAAUGUGUCGAAGAGGCCGCGCGAGGAGGUUCUGGGCGUGCCGUUUGCGAGUUUGUUGCUUCCGACAAUCCAACUCGUCUUCAGCAACUUCUACCUCGGCAUCGCCCAGGGCGCACUAGACUUUGCAUCCCAAUACACCGUGAGCACGACCCGUCCGUGGCCCUUCGGCGGGGACAACAAGGCCUCCGCGACGGAAGAAUUCUACAUUCUCGAGCGAUACGGGAACUUCUUCGCGCAUCUCCGUGCGGCAGAGGCGCUGGCUGAUCGGGCAGGGGAGGAGAUCUCUACCUUGUAUCGCGAACACUCGGAUAAUCGGCCUGGGUUGACGGCCAGACAACGGGGUGAAUUGGCCGAGUGGGUUGCCAGUGUCAAGGUGGUCACUACGGAUGUUGGAUUGAGGGUGACUUCGGGGAUCUUUGAGGUUACUGGUGCGAGGGCGACGGCUGUGAAGGUCGGGUUGGAUCGCUUUUGGCGGGAUAUCCGGACCCAUACCCUGCAUGAUCCGGUGGCGUAUAAGAAUCGCGAGCUGGGGAGGUAUGCUCUGUUGGGUGAGGUGCCGGAGCCGUCGUGGUAUACUUAG